GAUUGGCUGCACCUUUUGCUUUUUGUUUUAGGUUGUUUCCACCUUUUGUGCUCGAGAGGAAAUUAAGCUUCUCUGCCAUGGAAGUAAUCCAUGCUCUCCACACCGCCUUUUGGCAUUUUAGGAAUUUUAAAUAGUUUGUUACUCCUCUUGGCGCCUAUGAUUACCUUUCAGAGGGUAAUUAGAAAGAGAUCAACAGAAAAAAUUUCAGGCAUACCAUAUGUUAUUAGUCUGUUCAACUGCUUGUUCUCAAUGUGGUAUAGUCUGCCAUUUGUUUCGCCAAACAAUAUGCUGGUUACAAUUAUCGGUGCCAGUGGUACAAGCAUUCAGGCAACCUACGUGUUGAUUUUCCUCAUAUUUGCCCCAAGCUGGAAAGAGAAGGCUAAGAUCUCUGGGAUUCUAUUUCUUCUUUUUCUUAUCUUCUCAACUGUGGCCUUAGUUUCCAUAUUUGCACUCCACGGCUAUAAAAGGAUGCUUUUUUGCGGCUUAGUUUCUGCAAUUGUGGGUAUCUCUAUGUAUGGUUCUCCUCUCACUAUAAUGAGGUUGGUGAUCAAGACUAAAAGCGUGGAGUACAUGCCAUUAUUCUUGUCAAUAUUUGCUUUCACGUGCAGUAUCACAUGGUUAGUCUACGGAUUGCUUGGAGCGGACCCUUUUAUUUAUGUACCAAACGUGGUCGGAGCUUUGUUGGGAUUAGUGCAACUAAUUUUAUAUGCAGUUUAUCGUGAUAUUAAACGGGAAGUGAAGAAAGAAGCAGUAGAUGAAUCAGUAAAGAUGGAGCUUGAAAAUCCCAAUGAAGAAAAGAUAGCUGACACACAAAUCCCAAUGCAGUUUUUCUCUCAUCAUAAUGGACAAAUCCUAAAUUAAUAAUUAUCUACAUAUGUAACUUAAUUUUCACUUAACUCCACUUGCCAAAACAAUUAUCAGUUGUCCCUUGAAUUCCUAAGGACAAAUGUAGUAACCUACACUCGUAUGAAAAUCGUUAUUCUAUUUUGAACCUUAGAGUUUUUUGAGUUGCUAGUUUUUUUUUUUCUUCCCUUUAAUUAGGAGGAUCUAUAGUGUUUCUACACUUCCCCUCCAUGGUGACUCGAACCCAGGACCUAUCGGUCGUAGGUGGAGGUGCUUUUACCAACUGAGCAAGCCUCUCUUGUCUUGUAAGUCCAUUUGAGUUGCUAGUUGAUUUGAUAGUACUCUUUU
Molecule: messenger RNA, 1191 nt
Organism: Nicotiana tabacum (common tobacco)
Lineage: Eukaryota; Viridiplantae; Streptophyta; Magnoliopsida; Solanales; Solanaceae
Product: bidirectional sugar transporter SWEET1a
Biological process (GO): carbohydrate transport
Cellular component (GO): membrane
Molecular function (GO): sugar transmembrane transporter activity
Source: RefSeq, a predicted model, not a curated record